UCUUGGUGGGGUUGUGAGUUGUUUGGGGGCAGAAAGGUGACAGGAGAGACGAGCUCGGGUAAAGAGCCGGGUAUUUACCUCUACACCUCCUACUGCACGGUCAUUGUUGAUAGUAAUAUGCUGGGUUAUAUGUGCACCAGAAAGAAGAGAAGUCCAGGAUCACAAGAGGAGGACUGUCAAUGUUCCCACUUGAGUUGAUAAUUUUGAAAAGAUUACAGUUCUGAAAGGAUGGAUUUGAAGUAAUGCAGAGCAUUCGUGUUUUUGGUGUGCAUUACCAGCUCAGUCCAGGACUGAUGGUACCUGAAUGAGUGCCUCGUGACCAUGCAAAAGGCCUGAAGAACUUGUAUCCAGCCUCAGAAAGCUCUUUACAGCUCAGGAGCAAAAAUGUUUAGCACGACACAAACCUCGAAAACACAGUUCCUGGACAUGGCCCGGGCUGCUCGGGAGGAGAGGAAAGGGCAGAAGGAACGUGAGCGUGCAACUAUUCAUAUUCAAGCUGUGGUCAGGAGGUAUCUCUGCAGGUGUCGGCUGCUUAGAAAAAUCAGACUUGAAAUCGAUAAUUUUUUUGACAUCAGUGAAACUGAUCCAUCAAAAAGAAGUGCACUCGUUAUAUUUAAAAUCGCAAGGAAAUUGCUCUUUGUAUUUCAUGUGAAAGAAGAUAAAGAGAGACUUCAGAAGCUGUGUCGCUGUAUCCUUAAUAGUAUGGAUGUAGAGAAUGAGUCCAAGGUAUGGUAUGUCUCAAUAGCACUGUCCAAAGAUCUCACCCUGUUAUGGAUCAAACAAGUAAAAGACCUACUCUGGCUCUGCUGUGAGUUUCUAAAGCAGCUGAAGCCAGAUGUUCUGCAGGACUCUAAGUUCAUCACAUUGUAUCUCACCAUGCUGAUCACAUUCACAGACGCCUCAAGCUGGAAAAUACUGAGGGGGAAAGGAGAAGCCCUGAGACCUGCCAUGAACCAUAUUUGUGCUAACAUCAUGGGACAUCUCAAUCAAAAGGGAUAUUACACAGUCCUACAGAUAUUGUUAACAAAUGGGCUGGCAAGAUCCAAACCAUCUCUGUCCAAAGCCACUUUAACAGCCAUUUUCACCCUUGCAUUACGACCAGUGAUUGCUGCACACUUCUCGGAUAACCUGCUCCGUUCCUUUCUGCUGCACAUCAUGUCAGUCCCAGCACUGGUGACACAUCUCUCUACUAUAGUACCUGAGUGCAUGUCUACGAUCCAUUCCCAUGAGCUGCUACGAAAAUUCAUCCUGUUCUUAAGUCGAGAUGAGCAGUGCAGUGAUAUCUGUGUGUGCUUGGAGGGAAGCCAUACACUUUGUUUGCUGGGGAAUCUAAUUUAUCUGGCCUAUCUGUCUGAGAAGGUUUUGGAGGAGGAGACGAAUCAUUUUAUCAGUGUGCUGACUGCCAUGCUGUCAUAUUGCCAGAAAUAUGUAUCGCAGAAGAAGUCUAACCUGACACACUGGCAUCCAGUACUCGGCUGGUUCUCACAGACAGUUGACUAUGGGAUGAAUGAAGCGAUGCCACUAGUCACCAGGCAGUUGCAGUACCUGUGGAGUGUCCGGGUCAUUCGCAUGUUGUUUCAUAACGUGCUGAGCAAGAAAUUAACUGAAGUUCAAGACAUGGUGCAUACACCUGCUCAGUUCUCCAGUUCUUCAAAUAACAUUCAGGUCAAAAAUCUCUUCAAACGCUUCCAAAAGUCAGCAUCCAUGCGGAACAUUCUGAAACCAGUUGGAGGGAAGCGUGUGGACUCUCCUGAGGUGCAAAAAGUCUGCAGUAUCUGUGUGUUGUAUCAGACAGCACUGACCACACUCACCCAGAUUCGACUCCAGAUUCUCACUGGGUUAACGUAUUUAGAUGACUUGUUGCCCAAGUUGUGGGCAUUCAUUUGUGAGCUGGGGCCCCAAGGGGGCUUGAAGCUAUUCCUUGAGUGCCUAAACAAUGACACCGAGGAAUCCAAGCGGCUUCUUGCAAUGCUGAUGUUGUUUUGUGACUGCUCGCGGCACCUUAUCACGAUUUGGAUGACAUUGAAGGUGUAUGAGGAGCAAGUAUCAUUUAAACUGGAAGAGCUGGUCACCAUCUCCUCCUUCCUAAAUAGCUUUGUAUUUAAAAUGAUUUGGGAUGGCAUACAAGAAAAUGCAAACGGGGAGCAACUGGAGCUGUUCCAUUCUGUUCAUGGGUGGUUAAUGACUCUGUAUGAGCGAGACUGCCGACGACGCUUUGCUCCUGAGGAUCACUGGCUGCGCAAGGACUUGAAACCCAGCUUGAUUAUCCAGGAUUUGGAUAAAGGGAGGAAGAGAGCCCAGUUACUAUUGCAGUACAUCCCUCAUACUAUUCCACAUAAAAACAGGGUGCUGCUUUUUCGGAAUAUGGUUACAAAGGAGAAGGAGUCACUAGGAUUGGUGGAGACGAGUUCUGCAUCCCCUCACGUCAUCCAUGUAACAAUCCGCAGAUCCCGAAUGCUUGAGGAUGGAUAUGAACAAUUGCGGCGGUUACCUGUUAACACAAUGAAAGGAGUCAUUAGAGUGAAAUUUGUGAAUGAUCUUGGAGUAGAUGAAGCUGGAAUUGAUCAGGAUGGUGUCUUCAAGGAAUUUUUAGAAGAAAUCAUCAAAAAGGUCUUUGACCCUGCUCUGAAUCUCUUCAAGACAACCAGUGGAGAUGAACGACUGUACCCAUCCCCCACUUCAUACAUCCAUGAAAAUCAUCUGCAACUAUUUGAAUUUGUUGGAAAGAUGCUGGGGAAAGCUGUCUAUGAGGGAAUUGUAGUGGAUGUUCCCUUUGCUUCCUUCUUCCUCAGUCAGGUUCUUGGACAUCAUCAUAGUGCAUUGUACAGCUCAAUUGAUGAACUUCCAUCCCUGGACUCUGAGUUCUACAAAAAUCUCACCUCCAUAAAGCGUUACGAUGGUGACAUUGGUGACCUUGGUUUGACAUUAUCUUAUGAUGAAGAUGUUAUGGGUCAGCUUGUUUGCCAUGAGCUGGUACCAGGAGGAAAAACCAUUGGGGUAACCAAUGAAAAUAAAAUCAGUUACAUACACCUCAUGGCUCACUUCCGAAUGCACACUCAGGUCAAAGAUCAGACAGUUGCUUUCAUCCGAGGAUUUCGGUCCAUUAUUAACCCAGAGUGGCUCCGUAUGUUUUCAACUCCUGAAGUGCAGCGUUUAAUUGCUGGAGACAAUGCAGAGAUAGACUUGGAGGACCUCAAAAAGCACACUGUGUAUUACGGUGGUUUCCAUGGCAGUCAUCGUGUCAUUGCCUGGCUCUGGGAUAUUUUAGCUCAUGACUUCACAGCAGAAGAACGAGCCAUGUUUCUUAAGUUUGUCACCAGCUGCUCUCGGCCACCACUCCUGGGCUUUGCCUACCUUAAACCUCCCUUCUCUAUUCGUUGUGUUGAAGUUUCAGAUGAUCAGGACACAGGAGAUACACUGGGUAGUGUGCUGCGUGGUUUCUUCACCAUCCGUAAAAAGGAACCAGGUGGUCGUCUGCCAACCUCAUCAACCUGCUUCAACCUCCUGAAACUUCCCAACUACAGCAAGAAGAGCAUCUUGAGAGAGAAACUCCGCUAUGCAAUCAGUAUGAACACUGGAUUUGAACUCUCCUAACUCUAAGGAUUACCUUUUAUGUAAUGGAUCUUUGAUUUAAAACCAUGAAGUGUUUCAGGGUAAAGCUGAAUGACUAAGCUCCCUUCACUGUCCAAUUAAAAUUCUGAAGAUUUAAAUCCAUUGCCAACAGAAUUCAGGGCAUCUAAGAGCUUGAGAAUAAUACUUACUACAUAUGCAUCCAAGAUCAAUGUUCUAGGAAAUUUCUUCAAAAUCCUUAAAGGAAAGUUUCUAUAAUUUAAGUGUACACUAUCACAUUAUCGUCAAGAUGUAAUAAAAAUUAUUUCACCAAAUAUUCCUUGAAGGCUAGAAGUGCAUGUUUACAAAGCUGAGGAAAUAAUGCAGAAUCAGUCAUGAAAGUGAAGGUCAGGCAAAAUCUUGUUUUUUUCAUUAGCAUUUGAGACAAACUUGAAUUAGCAGUUAUUUUGUAAAUGUAGAACAAGUGAUGAAUCAAUGCACAAAAUUAAUGAAUAAGCACCUUUAAAUUCUGUUCCUACAUCCCUACUUUGCUGAUAAAGUUGCUACCUGAUCUAAAAAAGUUCACUGAUAGAAGAUGCAGCAAGUUCUAACACUGAUUCCUGUUUUAGCAUGUGGCAAAGUAUGAACACCAGAUAAUUUUUUCCUUUAUUCAGGUUUCACUUAGUAAAAUAAUGUGGAAUUUUCCAAAUGUUCACAAGCCACUAAAUCACAAGUAUUUCAGGAAGGAUUCCAGGUUUAUCUUUACUUAAAGGCAGCAUUCAUUUUUUAUUUUCAUUUGUAGCAAUGUCUAUUUAAUGUAAAAUAACCUUUUUAAUGGACUUUGCAGAUAAUUUGACAACUGCAUGGUCUAGCUUAUUUCAGGAAAUAAGAUUUGUGUAAUAUUAACUAUUUUGAAUAGCAAGUUAGUAAAAUUUUACUAUAUAAAACACUAAAGUAAUUUAUGACUAGCCUGUGAAUGUCAGGCAUUGACUGUAUAUUUUAAGCUGGUUUAUCCAUUAAAAGCUCCCUACUUUUUUUAA
Messenger RNA from Pristis pectinata (smalltooth sawfish), 4589 nucleotides. It is a transcript of the gene ube3b, whose product is annotated as ubiquitin protein ligase E3B. Gene Ontology annotation, molecular function: protein binding; ubiquitin protein ligase activity. Gene Ontology annotation, biological process: ubiquitin-dependent protein catabolic process; protein polyubiquitination. The record is from RefSeq and is a predicted model, not a curated record. Lineage: Eukaryota; Metazoa; Chordata; Chondrichthyes; Rhinopristiformes; Pristidae.